Coffea arabica (coffee) is the source of this 1060-nucleotide messenger RNA. Its product is annotated as ADP-ribosylation factor-like protein 2. The record is from RefSeq and is a predicted model, not a curated record. Gene Ontology annotation, molecular function: GTPase activity; GTP binding. NCBI's taxonomy places the organism in Eukaryota, Viridiplantae, Streptophyta, Magnoliopsida, Gentianales, Rubiaceae.
AUAUUUUCUAAAAAACUUCAAAAAAAUUGCAAUGCAUACAGGUGUAUCUGAAUUUAUUUUAUGUCACUACCCAUCGGCCAACCUAGCCUCCCCUGCCGCGAUAACCUUCUCCUUGCUUGAGGAAGCAUCAAUCGCCCUUCGCCUUCUCCGCCACCCGCUUUCUGUACUUUUAAGGGGUCUUGACGAGACAAGAUUGGCCUAAAGAUUGGAUUGAAUCAAAUUCCACUGAAAAACCUGAUCUGUCUUCCAUUGUUGAGAAGCUAGCAGCUAAUGGGGCUUCUGAGCAUAAUUCGGAAGAUCAAGCGUAAAGAAAAGGAAAUGCGGAUUCUUAUGGUAGGCCUGGAUAACUCUGGUAAGACGACAAUUGUGAUGAAAAUUAAUGGGGAAGACACCAGUGUUAUUAGUCCCACGCUUGGCUUCAACAUCAAGACUAUUAUCUAUGAAAAGUAUACUCUGAAUAUUUGGGAUGUUGGGGGACAGAAAACAAUUAGAUCUUACUGGAGGAACUAUUUCGAGCAGACUGAUGGAUUGGUUUGGGUUGUGGACAGUUCAGAUCUUAGAAGGCUAGAUGACUGCAAAUAUGAAUUGCAUAAUCUUUUGAAAGAAGAGAGGCUAUCAGGAGCAUCAUUGUUGAUUUUUGCAAACAAGCAGGAUAUACAAGGUUCUCUCUCUCCGGAUGAAAUAGCUAAAGUACUCAACUUAGAAGCUAUGGAUAAAAGUCGACAUUGGAGAAUUGUGGGAUGUAGUGCAUACACUGGAGAGGGGUUACUUGAUGGAUUUGAUUGGUUGGUCCAAGAUAUUGCCUCUCGCAUCUAUAUGCUUGAUUAGGCUGCACUGUCUUGGAUAACAUCAUUGGCACAAGAUCUUGUUGUUUAGUUUUUACUGACCAGUGUAAACCUCUAGAUGUCUUAAUUGUGCACUUUCAUCUGCCUUGGGAUUAAGAGACUAUGGAAAGCUUUAGCCAGACAAAUGUUCAUAGAAAUUUGUAUUUGGAAAAACAGAGGAUAUUCUCUAGUGUCUUACUACAGUAUUUGAAUCUUAAGUGCAUUGUUUUGUUACA